UGAAGUCUCCUGGAGCGCUGUGGCCCCAACGUGCGCAGGAUGGACCCCGUUGUUCUCAGUUACAUGGACAGUUUGCUGAGGCGGUCGGACGUUGCCUUGCUGGAACCCCCAAACUGGCUUAACGAUCACAUCAUCGGGUUUGCCUUCGAGUACUUUGCCAACCACCAGUUUCAAGAAUUUAGCGAUCAGGUUUGUUUUAUCAGCCCCGAAGUGGCUCAGUUCAUUAAGUGUGCCCUUAGUCAGGAAGAAAUAGCCAUAUUCCUUCAACCUCUGGACCUUCUCCACAAGAAGCUGGUGUUCUUACCUAUCAAUGAUAACUCCAACCAGGUCGCUGGGGGCACCCACUGGAGCUUGCUGGUUUAUUUCAGGGACAAAAAGUGCUUCGCCCAUUACGAUUCCCACAGUAAAUGCAACUCCAUCCAUGCCAAGCAAGUAGCAGGGAAGCUGGAGGCUUUCUUGGGAAAAAAAGGGGGCAAAGCAAGCUUUGUGGAGGAGAAGGCACCUGCCCAGCAGAACAGCUAUGACUGUGGGAUGUACGUGAUCUGCAACACAGAGGCUCUGUGUCAGGGAUACUUCAGGGGUUGGCCGGAGCCUCUGCUACAGCUCCUCACCCCCUCUUACAUCACACAGAAGAGAUCAGAGUGGAAAGCUCUCGUCACGAAACUGGCACAGAAGUGA
Molecule: messenger RNA, 678 nt
Organism: Eurypyga helias (sunbittern)
Lineage: Eukaryota; Metazoa; Chordata; Aves; Eurypygiformes; Eurypygidae
Gene: SENP8
Product: SUMO/sentrin specific peptidase family member 8
Exons: 1
Coding region: 40-678 (212 amino acids)
Biological process (GO): proteolysis
Molecular function (GO): cysteine-type peptidase activity; deNEDDylase activity
Source: RefSeq, a predicted model, not a curated record